UAUUUCAGGUGGCCGCUUGUUUGCAAUACGGACUUCGUAUGUGACUAGGCUCGUCUCCAUGGUUCCAUGACCAAACACAAAACUGAAGGUAUUUUUACGAAAUACCACCCACUCCGCCCAGUAACCGCUCUGACACCGUAUAUAUUUGCUCCAGUGCUCUAGUCUCUGGCCCUGGGCCGAUGUAAAAGCAUUUUCGCCUGUGAACUGUUUAUUUGUUAUCGUUACCGAGAACGGAACGGAAUCAGUCGAAUGAAAAUACUAUUACUCUUGCUCCGCUUUGAUGUGAUACAAGAAAAAAAGUUUUCCAUGAAAAACGUUCACCCACCGAUCACCGAUUGGAAAAGGAGCUGAUAAGGAUCAAAUUAAUCGACAAAUAAGUCUUCUCCACCCGGGAAAGACGAUUAGCACCGGAGUUUGUGUGCAAUCAGACGAACCGUUCAAAGGAAAGAAAAAAGCAAUGGCGACCAAGUCCUCGUCGGCGACAUUCGGAAUUAAGACUCGGCCCUUUUCGGCAGUGAGAGCUGUGAAAAGUGCUCCCAGUAUGCGGCCAGUUCCAGCAUUUUCCAUCGAGUCGCUCCAGAAGAACACACGCGUGAUGGGCCCUCCCAAGGCGCAGAAACAUAAACACCUAAUCCAACCGAGGGCGACCUCAUUUCGAAUGUACUACGACCGAGGAGAUCUGCCAAUCAAAAUGGAAUAUCUGACCGGUGGAGACAAAAUUGCGUGGACCGUUGAUAUCGACAAGCUGGACUAUGGGCUGUACCUGCCGUUGUUCUUCGAUGGUCUAUCGGAAACCAGGCACCCGUACAAAACCUAUGCCCGCCAGGGUGUACAGGAUCUGCUGGCGCACGGUGGAGACAAAAUUUAUCCCGUUAUACCGCAACUCAUCAUACCGAUCAAAAAUGCCCUUAAUACACGUAACAUCGAGGUCAUGUGCGUCACAUUGAAAAUCAUCCAACAGCUAGUAAUGGCAUCGGAUCUCAUCGGACCGGCACUGGUGCCCUUCUACCGUCAGCUGCUGCCAAUGUUUAAUGCUUAUAAAGUGAAAAACAUAAACUCCGGCGAUGCUAUCGAUUACGCUCAGAAAAACAACAUGAAUGUGGGUGAUCUGAUCGAUGAAACCCUGCAGGUGUUGGAACGACAUGGCGGUGAGGAUGCCUUCAUCAACAUCAAGUACAUGGUCCCAACGUACGAGUCCUGUUAUUUGAACUAAACAUUUCGUUGCCGGAAAAAAUGCUUUUCAUAAGUUAAAACAGGACCAGAACAGAUCAGAUUUCGUACCAUUCUAAUUAGUUAAGUAAGUUGGUGAAAUAGUGCUAAUUAGGAAUGUGCCAAAUUAGUUAAGUAGACGGAUUACUAUGUACGACAGUGCAAUGAAUGCCCCCAAAGUUUUAAUAUCUAAUAGGAUACCAUAUCGAAAUGUUACAAUUCCCAAUCAGUAGUAUAGCAAUAAUGGUUUUAAAUAUAUUUGUUAUAGUAUCCCUUCAAUCUGCUUCAAUUAAGUUUUAGCUAAAAAAUGCAAUAGCUGCUGUCGAAAUAGCAGGACAAGUUUCGUGACAAAAUGUAAUACCAAAGCUUUGCUUAGCUAAUAUAAAUACCCGGCUAAAUUAGUUAUGGAAUUUUUGUUGUGACUUCGUCUCAUCAGAAUCCGACACUAACAGAGUGACAGGACUAAGCAAGCACCGGAUUGACGCUAACUUUAAAAACGGAGACACUAAUUGCGUUCCUGAGCAAACCAGGAUGAUGUCGCGCAAGAAAAGUUCUUUUUCUAAACACUGGUGAGACGAAUUCGAAACGAAAAUUCUAUAACUAAUUUAUUUAUAGGUUUUGUGCCCUUAACGCGCAAAAGUGGUUUAAAACAGUUUUCUCAUUAGAGGAGAAAAAAUGGGUUUUACCCCAAUUUUCCUCCACUAAGGGAGAAAUAUAGCAAAGUGAAUACCGGUCUGUUGGUUUCGCUGUCGAGUAGUUUGAAAUAUCAGGUUUAAUAUGUUAUUUAGUGCACCACAAGUGUUCAUAAGUAAAAAUUUUGCGUUUAGCUGUAAGGUAGAAUAGUUUUUUUCUAAUAAUUAUGGACAUUCGUAGGUUAAAUAAUAAUGUGCAACAUUCCGUUUAUUCAAAAACAAUUGAAUUACUUUAAUCUGUGCAAUAAAAUUAGUU
This is a messenger RNA of Topomyia yanbarensis, 2157 nucleotides long. Its product is annotated as parkin coregulated gene protein homolog. NCBI's taxonomy places the organism in Eukaryota, Metazoa, Arthropoda, Insecta, Diptera, Culicidae. The record is from RefSeq and is a predicted model, not a curated record. Gene Ontology annotation, molecular function: Hsp90 protein binding; Hsp70 protein binding. The transcript is spliced from 4 exons. The coding region runs from base 458 to 1213 and encodes 251 amino acids.